Messenger RNA from Priceomyces carsonii, 591 nucleotides. RefSeq lists its product as uncharacterized. Lineage: Eukaryota; Fungi; Ascomycota; Pichiomycetes; Serinales; Debaryomycetaceae. Bases 1 to 591 code for a protein of 196 amino acids. The transcript has a single exon. The record is from RefSeq and is a predicted model, not a curated record.
AUGAUACACUCAUUCUUAUUGGUCUUUUUCUUGAGUCUUUCUUUGGUGCUAGCUAAGGAAUCAAAUAUUGAUGUUUGGGCAACCCCAAUUACUGACAAGAAUUCGAUUCAAUUUGGCGAAUUAAAAUAUAACAAUGAGUCUAUGGAAGCUUCCUUUAAUUACUUUCCAUCCCAGCAUAUCAGCACAUCAGAGAUCUAUUGCAUUGGAUCUAAAAAAUUGAGUGAUAAUGGAUGUUUUGAUUUAACAAAUUUUAGCUCCGAAGAUCGUCCUCUUCUGGACAAAGGGUUUGUUCUUUAUGUUAAUGAAAUUGGUGAAAUCUUAAGAGUUUCACUCAUAAAUGGAGCGACAGAAACAGUUGUUGUAAGAACUAGAGAUCUUGGUCCAGUACCUAAUUUGAACCCUAAAUCACAAAGGAAUGAACCGCAAAAGAAGGAGAAGAAGAAAAUCAUAAAGAAAGUAGUGAAAGACGAUGCAGGAGAAGAGGUGGUGAUUGAAGAAGAGGAAGACAAUCGAUCAUGGAUUCAGAAAAAUUGGCUCCUCUUGGUUACUCCUUUAAUAUUAUAUUUGCUAGUUACCGAUGAUAAAAAAUGA